Molecule: messenger RNA, 2180 nt
Organism: Physcomitrium patens
Lineage: Eukaryota; Viridiplantae; Streptophyta; Bryopsida; Funariales; Funariaceae
Source: RefSeq, a predicted model, not a curated record
UUUUUUUCUUCAUCACGUCCCGCGUUCCAGUCGUCGAUCCCAUUGCCUUAACGCAGAGUCGCGGCGACGCUGAUUUGCUUGUGUUCAUGCACGUACCCACUAGCAGGAACAGUAGCACAGCAGUCUUCUAGCCUUCAAGCCGCGGUUGACGUCAGUAGGCUGUGGGAUGAGAACCAUUCCGUCGGUUAGAGCUUGUGGGUGCUGAGGCUAUCAUGAGAAUGGCUGGAGUCCCAGGGUAGUCUUCCGUCGUGGUUGUCAUGCCGUCCAAGCCAUCGUUCCCGCAGCCCUCUCCUCUCUUGCUUCCACUGUCUGCUCCCACAAUGGACUCUCACUCCGACGACGUGCAGACGCCAACUCCAGGGAGCAGAUAAUUCAGGUUCGAAAAGAAAACGGAGGUCUGUAGAUGAAGGUAGCACUACCGACGAAGAAGGAGACGUGUCGAAGACGCUGUAUGAAUGCAGGUUCUGUAACAUGCGGUUUGCGAAGUCGCAAGCCCUGGGGGGACACAUGAAUCGACACCGACAAGAAAGAGAAAAGGAGCAAUAUCAGCAUGCACAACAGCUGGUCAGCUCAAUGGCGCAGCAGCAGCAGAUGCCGCGGACGUGGACUUCGAUGGCAGCAGAAUUAAACCCAUUAAGCGCAGGAGUGGCUCUGGCGCGAUUGAGCACGCAACUCACGGCAAAUCCUCGGCCAGACGGAUCCCGAUCCCAAAUCCCACCGCAGAUUAGUUUUAACUCGACGCCGCCACCAAUCAACAUGAGCUCCAGCUCUUCUAUACCUUCGUCCAUGUCCUCCAGUUACUUCUUCCCUUCCAGCUCAUCCUCCAAUAACCUGCAUCAUCUGCAAUGGAAUGUCGAUGAGUUCAACACAACCAUUCCAAGGUCGGGUUCACAGGAAGGUCUCAAUGUGAUGGACUUUUCCUUACAAGGGACCAGCCUGCGUGAUGACUUCCUUUCAGAUGUGCUUCAGUCCCGCCAAGAUGGAGGGUCAUUCAUGGGCUCUCAGUUUAGUAAUAUGCCGCCAUUGAUGUCGCGAGGGUUGUCCAGCGUUGAAACUGGUUCAUUCUACAGCGGGGGCGAAGAAUCUGUCCAAGAAAAGUCAGGAACUGCAGGGUUACAAUUUGACAACAAUCACUCGAGUUUGCAGCAAUCAUCGAUUCGAAUGAACGGCAUGCUACAGCAUUCCACCUGCUCAAGCUCGCCGCUGCAUUCCUCUCUUAUGAACAGCGACAUUCACCACGAUGCGAAGUCGCUAGCAAAUUCCUUCGCCAGGGUCCGCACGUCGGCCCCAGGUCACACAUUUUUGAUGCAGUGCAACGACACAGUCGAGUUCAAUUAACUUCAGCAGGUGGACCGACCCUCCAACACACCCUCAAGCCAGUCUCCCAUGAGCCACACCUUCCUUGUCCCAAAAGGACGCGAGAUUGGUGCCAGGCAGGAGCGUCGGUGCGUCUGCGGCGCAUGCAAGCCAUGCAUGCUGGGAAAAAUUGUCAGGCGACGACCGAUUGUCACCUGCCACUGAACUAAGACACGAGGGUUCGACAGCACUGAUAGAACCUCCUUCACGGACAGUAAUCAGUCGCAGUCGAUGAGCGCAAACAGCCACUUACAAGGCUCCUGAUGGGGAUCACCGCGAGGCCGCGAUCGAGGCAGUAAUCCCCCACUGAUUUCAUCACCGCAACACUGCCAGUCAGUCUUAUAUCCGUGGUCAAUUCCUGCGCUAUUUGACGAUCGCCACCAUGCAGGUGGUAGCCGCAGCGAUCUAGACAGUUAGGGAAUUGGCAGUGGCUCAACUUGAUGAAGUCCAUGACUGAUUCGUCGUGAGCGCCGGAGGAACGUCGUCGCCGUGUCUUCGGUAGCGUGUCUAGAAAUUUCGGUCUGCGUUUUAGUAGAGGAUAGGAUCGCCGGGGAGAUGUUCGAUGCGCUUGUGCACUAGUAGAUUCCCCUGCGUGGGGCAGGCUAUAGCUCGGCUGUGGAUCAGUGGCUGCGUCCGCGGCGUUAGCAAUGGCUCACCCGGUUCGCGCUUUUUUGUAUGAUGGAGUUCAGAAAUUAGGGUUUCGAUUCCUUCCACUUUGUCUUUUCAGCUAUCCAGUGUGAAGGAUCUGGCCUGCAGUUGUUGUUAAUGUUUCAUUUUGUCUCGAGUUACCAUUUCAAUGUGGAUUUCUGAUUUUAGUUCUGACU